AUGAGAGCUCCUGAUACAGCAUUGCUGCAGGCAAAAGUGGAAAUAAUGUUUUCUGAAGUGCGGGGCGCGGGGGUAGCCUCGCCGCCGACGGGGGGCGUGCCCGGGGCUGGGCUGGGGAGGUUCCCAGGGCGCCUCCCCCCAAUUCCCGACGCGCCCUCGGCGUCCCGCACUCCCGGGGGCCCUGGAACACCCCCGGGGUCGUGGAGCGCAGGGUGUCAGCGCGCAGGGCCGGGGGCCCCGGAGCCGUCCUCAACGCCCGCCCGCCGCAGAGGCCACCGGCAGUACCUGCGCAGCGGGCCGCCCCACGCCUUCCCCCGCUUCCGCGCCACCGUGCACGAGGUGACCCAGGCCUUCGCCGCCGCCUCGCGGGAGGUGCUGGCCCUGGAGGCCGAGCUGGCCGGGCCGCGCGCGCAGCCGCUACUCGCCGACCACCUGCGCCGCCUGCAGCGCCUGGAGCAGACGCACCUGGCCACGGUGGCCCUGCUGCAGCUCACGGGGACGCCAGAGUGGCUGGAGGCGCAGGAGGACACCCCAGGGCGGCAGGAGCUGAGGACUCAGGUAAUUAAAACCAUGGAGGCAAUCAGCGACGUUCUCCAGGACCUCAAGUUUGAUGCGGAAUCUGCCGAGUGAUGGCGGCUCCCCGGGGACCCGCCGAGGGAGAUGGGAAAUGCGGCGGAUGGCGGCCAGCCCAGCCCGGGACCGCCAGCUGGCCGGGGUCGCGGCUCGCGGGCCUCCGACCCUCCCCCCCGGAAUAAAGAGCCCUUCUAGGCA
Molecule: messenger RNA, 771 nt
Organism: Choloepus didactylus (southern two-toed sloth)
Lineage: Eukaryota; Metazoa; Chordata; Mammalia; Pilosa; Megalonychidae
Product: required for excision 1-B domain-containing protein-like
Exons: 2
Coding region: 1-630 (209 amino acids)
Source: RefSeq, a predicted model, not a curated record